Molecule: messenger RNA, 1266 nt
Organism: Dacryopinax primogenitus
Lineage: Eukaryota; Fungi; Basidiomycota; Dacrymycetes; Dacrymycetales; Dacrymycetaceae
Product: mandelate racemase/muconate lactonizing enzyme family protein
Exons: 5
Coding region: 1-1266 (421 amino acids)
Biological process (GO): carbohydrate catabolic process
Molecular function (GO): L-rhamnonate dehydratase activity; magnesium ion binding
Source: RefSeq, a predicted model, not a curated record
AUGGCGCCAUUCCCUACCAUAGCGAAGGUCGAGUCCUUCGUGCCCUCGAGCAAAGGAUCGGGGGGCGACUAUCACAGGCAAGGCAAAGGCCACUGGAUUGUUGACACGUACAUUUCCAAUCCCAUGUCCCAGUAUGAGGAAUACCGGGCGUCGCGGACGUCCUGGGGCAUCGGUGUUCUGGGCUCCUUGUUUGUCAAAGUCACGGCCAGUGAUGGCACGGAAGGCAUUGCAACAGGCUUCGGUGGCCCUCCCUCCUGUUGGCUGAUCGAAAACCACUUCAAGCAGUUCGUCGUAGGAAAAGACCCGCGAGACCUCAACCUUAUGUGGGACCAAAUGUUCAAGGCAAGCAUGUUUUACGGCAGGAAGGGUAUUACACUGGCCACGAUCUCCGUCGUUGACCUCGCCAUCUGGGAUCUCUUGGGAAAACUUAGGGGCGAGCCGGUGUACAAGAUGAUAGGAGGCCGAACAAAGGAGAAGAUUCCCUUCUAUUGCACCGGCCCUCUUCCCAACGAGACGAAGCGCAUGGGCUUCUGGGGCGCCAAAGUUCCUUUGCCGUAUUCCCCCUCAGAGGGACCGGAGGGGUUGCGGAAGAACGUGGAAUUCCUGAGGAAACACCGUGAAUCCGUUGGACCUGACUUCCCGCUCAUGGUCGACUGUUGGAUGUCGCUCAAUAUUACAUACGCAGUGGAAAUCGCGCAGAAGUGCAUCGACGAGAAGAUCGAUAUCUACUGGUGGGAGGAAGUCUUGCACCCCGACGACUUUGACGGGCACAAGCUGCUCAAGGAACGCAUGCCCACGGUACGCUGGACAACGGGCGAGCACGAGUACUCCCGCUAUGGACACCGCAAGCUUAUUGAAGGUCGGUCCAUCGAUAUCAUCCAACCUGACGUGAUGUGGAUCGGAGGCUUGACGGAGCUACUCAAGGUCAGCGCCAUGGCUAGCGCGUACGACAUACCUGUUGUUCCGCACGGGUCAGGCCCAUAUAGUUAUCACUUCAUCAUGUCCCAGGCACACUCGCCAUUCUGCGAGUACAUCGCAAACUCGCCAGACGGGAAGUCCAUUCACCCGUGCUUCGGUGAUCUGUUUUUAAACGAGCCUCUGCCUAUCGGAGGCAUUCUCGAUGUCAGCGACGCACCAGGUUUCGGCCUCGAGCUGAAUCCCCAGGCUGUCCUGAUUCCAGCCGCGCAUCUCCUCACUCCUGCUCCAGAGAAGCCUCUCAGCGUACCUACUACUAACGGCACGCCGAAUGCUGCGCAUCGGGCGUGA